Messenger RNA from Neurospora hispaniola, 1730 nucleotides. RefSeq names its product PI31 proteasome regulator N-terminal-domain-containing protein. Bases 359 to 1576 code for a protein of 405 amino acids. The transcript has a single exon. Lineage: Eukaryota; Fungi; Ascomycota; Sordariomycetes; Sordariales; Sordariaceae. Gene Ontology annotation, molecular function: endopeptidase inhibitor activity; proteasome binding. Gene Ontology annotation, biological process: proteasome-mediated ubiquitin-dependent protein catabolic process. The record is from RefSeq and is a predicted model, not a curated record.
ACUUUCCACCUCUCCUCACUGUACCACCUCGGUUUAGGCAUCAUUUUAGCGAGAGGAGGCCUACCUACCUAUUUUCCUCUCAUCAAAUUACGCGACAAAAGGUUGAUAAUUACCCAGGAGUGUCACAUUGACGUUGCGUCUUGCUUGCCUAAAGGUUGGUGUGGGGUAACUCGGGGUACAUGAACUGAGCUCCCUCCCCGCUGGAUGACGUGAACCCCAGCAGCUAAAUCCCCAACCUCACUUCUGCAAACCACAUCGACAGAAUCCGUCGCAAAUUUCAACGCCAUCAACAUCCAGUGUAACUGCUCAAGGACCUCACGUAUCAACUUAAUCGAAACAAACCACGCCAACCACCACGAUGGCGCCCCCAUUAAGCCCCGCCGCCAUCCUAGACGGCAUGGCCGCCGCCCUCCCCACGCACGCCAAAGACGACACUACCUCGGACCUAAGCAGCUCCCUCGAUGCCGUCGCCCUCUUUGUGCACGCAGCCAUGACCUCCGUCGGCUUCCGCCUGAUUGGCUUUUCCGAGGACAGCAAGCCCGAAGAACAAGCCGAAUGCCAAUCUCUCGCCCCGCGCCUGCCCAGCACAUGGAACCGCAGCCUGUCUUCGCACUGCUUCGUCUACGCACACGAACAAUCAUCGAUGCGCUACGUCAUUCGCGUCGACCGCAUGGGCUCCAAGAUUGAGAUCCGCGGGCUUGGUGUGGGCGACGAGCGGAUUGCGCGGUUUGAGAUCACGACUAGGGAUUAUGUGUCGGCUGCUGCUCUGCCCAUUCGGAUUCCUAUUUCUGAAGAGACUGGCGAAGAGGACCGGAGUGACCUCCCUGAGAAGCUUAAAAAGGUGUUCAUCUCGGACGAACGCAUCGCUGACCUGGCGUCGCUGCUCAAGAUUAACAUCAUCCAGCGCCUCGUCCCCAGUCUGCAGAAGGAAGGGUACGAGGAGAGUCCCGACCACCGUGCUGCAAGGCAAGAUGCGGAUGAAGCUGGUCGUCGCGCAGGCGGCUCUCGUCAACCUCCUCCCGGACCUCAACAGCCUUUGCAUCCGCUCAUGCCUGAGCCUGCUCAACCGUACCCUUACCCAGACGACCUCGAGCCGCCUGCCCGUCGCCCGAUUCCGACUGGAGACUUCCCGCCUCCGGGCUUUGAGGACGAAUACGAGAUUAACCGCCACCCUCGCGGCGGCGGCCUGCCGGGCUUGGUGGGCGGACCGAAUCAAGGAGGAAGAAGUGAUUACGGGAGAAGUGAUCUCUACCCAGCCGGUCUGGGACCGGAUGAUCCCAUCAGGGGAACGUUUGCGCCGCCGCUUGGUGGACUACCGAGACCCGGAGGGAGAGGACCUGGUGGGUUCGGGACGGGUGGUAUGCACCCGACUUUUGACGAUCCGCUUUUCCAAGGUCCGCGAGGAGGAAGUGGAGAGGGAGAAGGAGGCUAUGAUGACCAAGCGCCGCCGGGGGCCAGGUGGGAUCCAGUGGGUCCUGGAGGUUUACCGAGGUUUGGGGGGGAUAGACCUGGACGCGGAGGAGGGAGGGGCUUUGGUGGAGGGGGCUUUGGUGGUUUCGGAGGGGAUAUCAUUUGAUUGAAGAGUGGCCAUGGGAGUUCAAGGAAAUCUUUCAGGGCUGAAUCCAUCCUGUGCUGCUACCUUUUCCUUACGAAAGAUGAGUAGACGGUUAUGAGACACACAAGGUACAGUGAGGCCUGACAAAAGAGAAGCUCAAGCUGUUGAUAAUGGG